Messenger RNA from Psylliodes chrysocephalus, 507 nucleotides. NCBI's taxonomy places the organism in Eukaryota, Metazoa, Arthropoda, Insecta, Coleoptera, Chrysomelidae. The record is from the annotation of a GenBank genome assembly.
AUGACAGAUACGCAGUCAGCGUUAUUAUUGAGAAAACAGCUUGCAGAAUUGAACGAAAACCCGGUAGAAGGUUUUUCAGCAGGCCUAAUAGACGACAACGACAUCUACAAAUGGGAAGUGCUGAUCAUAGGCCCGCCAGAUACCCUCUACGAAGGCGGUUUCUUCAAGUGUCACCUGUACUUUCCCAAGGAGUAUCCGCACAGGCCACCAAAGAUGAAAUUCGUCACCGAAAUUUGGCAUCCCAAUAUAGACAGAAACGGGGAUGUGUGCAUUUCGAUUCUGCACGAGCCUGGAGAUGACCAGUAUGGCUACGAAAAAGCCUCGGAAAGGUGGUUGCCCGUGCAUUCGGUAGAAAGUAUCUUAUUGUCUGUUAUUUCCAUGUUGGCUGAUCCCAAUGAUGAGUCACCGGCCAAUGUCGAUGCUGCUAAAGAAUGGCGGGAAUCGUACGCUGAGUUCAAGAAAAAGGUAGCGCGCUGUGUUCGAAAGUCCCAAGAGGAAGAAAUGUAA